UGCCACGAUAACAGCACGUCCAGGGACAUGAGCGAUGCUCUUACAACUUAGUGACAAUAAACGCUGAUUAUACGUUUUCGGUGACUACGUCAGAAUGGGAUAACGUACCAUGUAGUCUUGUUACGAUUGACGACAUGUCCGAGCAAAAUGAAAUAGCCAAUGCACCGGAUAACAACGACGACAUGUGGAUUGGGCUUCAUAAGGUAGCGAACUCACCAGAAUUUACCUGGAUAGAUAAUACAGCACGGGAUUACAUAAAUUUCCAGCCAAAUGACCGACCCAGUAUUAGUGACCGUAAAUGUGUUUACAUGACAGGAGGAAAUAACAACAAAUGGCAAUCGAAGGACUGUAAUACUCGUUUGAAAUACAUCUGCGAAACACCUUCGGUAAUAGUAACUACACCAGAGUCAACUACGCCCGAACCGCCAACAACAACUGCGAUGUCGGUAACUACGCCAAAACCAACGACCGACCCGGAACCGACAACUACGAUGACGGUAACUACGCCUGUACCAACCACCGACCCGGAACUGACAACUACGAUGUCGGUAACUACGCCAAAACCAACCACCGACCCGGAACCGACAACUACGAUGAUGGUAACUACGCCUGUACCAACCACCGACCCGGAACCGACAACUACGAUGUCGGUAACUACGCCCAAAUCGACGACCGACUCGGAACCGACAACUAAAAUGAUGGUAACUACACCUGAACUAACCACCGACCCGGAACCAGCAACUACGAUGUCUGUAACUACGCCUAAACCAACGACCGACUCGGAACUGACAACUACGAUGUCGGUGACUACGCCUGAACCAACCACCGACUCAGGACCGACAACUACGAUGUUGGUAACUACACCCAAACCAACGACCGACCCGGAACCGAAAACUACGAUGACGGUGACUACGCCCGAACCAACUACCGACCCUGAACCGACAACUAAAAUUACGGUAACUACGCCCGAACCAACCACCGACUCAGAACCGACAACUACGAUGUCGGUAACUACACCCAAACCAACGACCAACCUGGAACCGACAACUACGAUGUCAGAACCAACAUCCAUACUUAUGAACUGUUUAAGAAAUCUCACAUAUAAUGAUCAAAAAACUGUUUUCAUGAGAAAUAUACCGAUUAGUGAAACUUUCAACGAAGUUUGCUCUUUUGAUUACGUCAUCGCUCGCCAUGUGUCGGUCUCUCGGACACGAUGUGUUUUAGGGUGCAAGCAUCAUGAGGCUUGUUAUUCUGUCAACAUCGUAGAAGUUUCACCUGGUGAUAAUUUGGACGGUAGCAGACACUUCUAUUGUGAAUGGAUAGGUGCUAAGCAAGUUGGUACUGAUGCCAUAAUGCAAUUGGAUACACAUCGGAACAUUCGAGCUCGUUUUCAAUUCGUGAAAAUGCACUAGUGCUGCUCGUGUUAGGUCCCUAAGCAAAUCGUCAUCAACAUCAUAAUAAUGAUUGUGACUUAAAGAUUAUUCAUAGAACUGUGGUGACAGAAAAUGGGGUGUCCACCCAGAGGCUUCACACCCUGAGAGCAUUGACAAUGAAUUUUAUCAUGUUCAGUGAGUCCUCCUGUAGUAAUUCAUAAAAAUACGAGAAAAGGGCCACUGAAGUGAAGUUAGACUAUGUAGUAUCAAAAGGUGGCCUUGGGUUUUUAUAAAAAGAAACACUCGAAACAAAAAAAAAGUAGUAUUUAUGUGGUCUACGGUAAUAAAACAUGAUUUUGUACAUUAAUAUACUGUACUACUUAAUGAAAGUGCUAGGCGGAGUUUGUCUGAUUUUGCACAAUUUCAACCAAUUAUAGGCCUACUUGUAAAAACUUUAUCUUCGUUGUUAGUUUCUGAUCACAGAGCAUUUAUUUUCGAAAAUCCGAAAAACGUCCCUGGUUGCGAUACAGGUAUCCCCCUCUAUUUAAGACCCCUCCAAUUAAAGACCACGUCCAGGUAAAGACCACUUUUCUGUGGUCCCAAAUUAACAAAUGUCUUUUAUCUUUAUUGUUAUUAGAAACCAAAGUUGCUAAAGGCCAUGGAAACCCCGAUCCGAAAAGUGAUCUUUAAUUGGAAGGAUACCUGUAUGAAAUAAAAUUCUUAGUUAAAUGAUGAUUAUGCUCAUGUUUUAUCAUAAUGAAUUUAAAAUUGUUAGCACUGAUCAAACAGUCUACAUAACGGUAUUACUGGUACUUUUAGCCAUCUGAUUUCAGACAUUUGGCAGCCAUUAAAAAACACAUACUGUAUUGGAAACACACUUUGAUUAAUUGAAGAUGUGAAAAAAAAUCAUAAUUUUUUUGUUUAUCUCUUUUAAAUGGAUCUUAAUAUGGUAGGCCUAUUCGAUAUAAUAGGAAACAUAUAAUAUACGUACAGUAGUUCUAAGACAAUUACAUUUUUAGUAAAGUAAGUGGCAGUCGCCUGGUAAAGAUUUAUGAGCCUUUUCGGAUCGUCAAUCAAAUUUUAACAAAUGAAUCAGAAGGGCCUUAUGAGCUUCUACAAACUUACCUAUCAUAUUAAAAUAUAAAUAAAAUUAAGAGGAAUAACUGCUAAUAUGAUAAAAUAAGCUUAUUUUAUUUAUAUUUUAAUAUGAUUGGUAAGCUAAUAUCUGCAAUGGCGUAUCUAGGAG
Anneissia japonica is the source of this 2619-nucleotide messenger RNA. Its product is annotated as mucin-2-like. NCBI's taxonomy places the organism in Eukaryota, Metazoa, Echinodermata, Crinoidea, Comatulida, Comatulidae. The transcript is spliced from 6 exons. The record is from RefSeq and is a predicted model, not a curated record. Bases 135 to 1412 code for a protein of 425 amino acids.